This is a messenger RNA of Talaromyces amestolkiae, 687 nucleotides long. RefSeq lists its product as uncharacterized. Gene Ontology annotation, cellular component: endoplasmic reticulum. The transcript is spliced from 3 exons. The coding region runs from base 1 to 687 and encodes 228 amino acids. The record is from RefSeq and is a predicted model, not a curated record. Gene Ontology annotation, biological process: ergosterol biosynthetic process. Lineage: Eukaryota; Fungi; Ascomycota; Eurotiomycetes; Eurotiales; Trichocomaceae.
AUGGCAAAGACAAACAAUGCCUCCUCGCGAGGCUGUUGCACCAGAACUCUCACAAUCCUCGCUGUAUUCCUCGCCGCUUUUGCCUCUCUGUUCUACUACCUCGAACAACAUCUCGAGUCAUUCUACAUCUUUGACCCGGCCCAUUUGCAUGAUGUUUCGCAGCGCGCCAUUGCUGCGCAUGGAAAUGACACGCGCGCCGUCGUCAAGUACAUUGUCGGGGAAUUGGAUGAGAAACUCGAAGGAAAGCAUUUGAAUUUUGAGGAGGAGUGGGUGUUCAACAACGCUGGUGGCGCCAUGGGUGCCAUGUAUAUUAUUCAUGCCAGUAUCACUGAGUACUUGAUCAUUUUCGGAACCGCAAUCGGCACCGAAGGACACACCGGCCGCCACACAGCAGACGACUACUUCCACAUCCUCCAAGGCACCCAACUAGCCUACGUGCCCGGUGAGUACGAACCCGAAGUCUACCCCCAAGGAAGCGUGCACCACUUGCGCCGCGGCGACGUCAAACAAUACAAGAUGGACGAAUCGUGCUUUGCGCUUGAAUAUGCCCGUGGAUGGAUCCCUCCCAUGCUCGGAUUUGGAUACGCUGAUACAUUUACGUCUACACUCGACUUCCCUACGUUGUGGGCUACGACGAGAAUUACUGGUCGUGAGAUGAUUGGCAAUUUAUUGCAGGGAAAGAUAUAG